This is a messenger RNA of Sebastes umbrosus (honeycomb rockfish), 957 nucleotides long. RefSeq names its product cone-rod homeobox protein-like. The coding region runs from base 1 to 957 and encodes 318 amino acids. The record is from RefSeq and is a predicted model, not a curated record. Gene Ontology annotation, biological process: regulation of transcription by RNA polymerase II. Gene Ontology annotation, molecular function: RNA polymerase II transcription regulatory region sequence-specific DNA binding; DNA-binding transcription factor activity, RNA polymerase II-specific. The transcript has 3 exons. NCBI's taxonomy places the organism in Eukaryota, Metazoa, Chordata, Actinopteri, Perciformes, Sebastidae.
AUGGCAUUCGGGUUGGAUUUUACUGGCAGUAAUGUUUCUGAGAUGAACACCUUUUACUCUGGAUAUUACUGGUCUGCUGCAUGCCUGGACACCAACAACAACAACGACCAUUACGCACAGGACUCCAGCAGAGUGCAUCAUGGUGCUCCACACAAGACAUGCUCGGACGCCCAGCGCCGCCGGAAGCGCACGACUUUCAGCAAGACACAGCUGAGCGAGCUGGAGAGGGCCUUCUCUGCCACACAGUACCCGGACAUUAAGAUGAAGGAGUCUCUUGCAUUUAUAACUGGGCUACCAGAGUCUAAAAUCCAGGUGUGGUUUCAAAAUCGACGCGCGCGCUAUUUCAAGAGCAAGAAACCAACCAGAGAGGUCCCCAAACUCUCCACAGACUACCUUCAUCAGUUCUCCUACACUCCAUCUCCCAGUCCACCAUUCCCACAGCUGGCUCCUUCCUUCUCUCCAACUCCCAGCCUAUCCCCACCAGGCCACCCUGCUCCAAGUCUACCUCAGUCCACCAGACUCUCAACCAUCCCGGGGAGUCAGGUCAUGACCCUGCCUGCACCUACAUCCCCUGUCACCGCCGACCAAGCUCCAUCCUGCUCCUCACGUGGUCUCCUAGGAGUUCCCCAAGACCACUACUACCACCAAACCCCAGACUUUACCGAUUACUGCCAUGAUGUGUCCCCCCUCUGUGAGUGGGAUCUGACAGAGGACUUUGAGGCUUUCCUCGGAGAUGCACAUGGAUCCCAGCCUGUGAGUAGCCGCUGUGCUGCAGUCGGACACCCUGCACCCAAGAAGAGCGUCCAGAGUCAGCUGGACCACCAACAACACCAGAGCCUCUCCAGCAAUGACGAGUCCAUGCAUGACCUGUCUGACCUCUGCUUUCAGGAGCUGGGCGACUUCAAUCUGUCUGAUUUUGCCAUUUCUGCUGCAAUGAUUGAUUAUCUUUUGGGUUAA